CCCCAGAACGAAGUGAAAGCGAGAUCUUCUCAAAAUGCGUGUAUAAGGCCAUUUCAAAUCAGGCGUUUCGCCCAUACCUACUUGGUACUUUGUGUGCGAUCCAUAAUAAAUCUUCCUAACCGAUCAGAGGUGCAACCCUAUCUUGAAAUUGCUUUUCCACGUGAUUAUCUUUUUAUGAUAUCGUACAGCUACUUAGGAGUUACACAUCUGACUGAAGCCAAGUUUUCAAAAAGAGAACGAGACACAGCAAUCAUGAAUAACGGAGUCCCGCGAAAGACUAAGUUCCCCAUAGUCCUCGGUUCCGGAUUGUAUGGAAGCUAUGAGCGGUUUGAAGGCGCAAGAGUAAAGUCAGUAGAGGAUGCCAAAGUCUUAUUCGAUAUCUUUCAGUCACACGGUCACACCGAUAUAGAUACCGCACGAAUCUACUCUGCUGGAUCAUCCGAGGAGUACCUGGCGGCAGCCGACUGGAAGGCUCGAGGGCUCAAUGUUCGUGACAAACUAUAUCCAACAAAGGGAAAGCCAUUAGGUCAUCUGGGACCUGCCUAUAGUCUUGAGCCCGAGGAUGUGCGGAAAGGUUUGAUGGACUGCCUCGAAGCCUUGAAAACAGACAAGCUCGACCUUUUCAUUCUUUACGCCCCCGAUCGCAAGACACCUCUGGAGGAUACGUUGCGUGAGGUAAAUGCACUGCAUCAGGAGGGGUAUUUCAGCCGUCUCGGCAUUGCCAACUACAUGUCCUGGGAAGUGGCAAAGAUCUGCGAACUUUGCGACCGAUAUGGAUGGAUUAAACCCGUCAUCUACCAGAGCCUCUAUAACGUUCUCUCUCGUGUGAUAGAACCUGAGCUCAUUCCUUGUCUGCGCGCGUAUGGAUUGGCUUUGCAUACCGGUCAACCUCUGGCUGGUGGUUUUCUCACCUCCCGAUACACUCGCCAUUUUUCACCGACGGAACAUGAGGCUGGUUCUCGAUUUGAUCCAAAAUGCUUCCAUGGCAAGCACCACAGAUUCCGUUAUUGGAACGAUACAAAUUUUGAUGCUCUUGACAUGAUUCGUGAAGUAGCUAAGAAACACAAUGUUACUGAAGUUCAAUGCGCUAUGCGCUGGUUGAGUCAUCACAGCAUGUUGGACAAGGAUCGCGGUGAUGCUAUUAUUAUUUGUGGUGUAACCCCUGAACAGUUGAGAGAGGAUUUGGUAGCAUUAGAAGAAGGUCCCCUACCGGAGGAGGUCGUUCAAGUUUUGAAUGCAGCCUAUCUGAAAGUUCGGGGUCUUAUUGGGCCAUACAACCAUUAA
Molecule: messenger RNA, 1284 nt
Organism: Talaromyces stipitatus ATCC 10500
Lineage: Eukaryota; Fungi; Ascomycota; Eurotiomycetes; Eurotiales; Trichocomaceae
Product: oxidoreductase, putative
Exons: 2
Coding region: 175-1284 (369 amino acids)
Source: RefSeq, a predicted model, not a curated record